Gambusia affinis (western mosquitofish) is the source of this 2394-nucleotide messenger RNA. RefSeq names its product probable carboxypeptidase X1. Gene Ontology annotation, molecular function: metallocarboxypeptidase activity; zinc ion binding. Gene Ontology annotation, biological process: proteolysis. Bases 76 to 2298 code for a protein of 740 amino acids. Lineage: Eukaryota; Metazoa; Chordata; Actinopteri; Cyprinodontiformes; Poeciliidae. The record is from RefSeq and is a predicted model, not a curated record. The transcript is spliced from 13 exons.
UUCUCUCCUCCAUCACAACUCUACAGGAGGAAGGGGGGGGAAAAAGAAAAGAAAGAAAAAAAAAACUCAAGUAAAAUGGAAAAGUUGUUGUGCGUUUUGGCUUCUUUGCUCUCUCUCGUUGGUUUUAUACGGGGAGCUGAAUGGACGGCAGAGAGUUUUUCUCUUUUACCGAACCUUACGACCCCCGAGUCAGCGAAGUGGACCGAGGCUCCGACUGCGGCGGAGCGGAGCGGAGACGGAGCGACUCCGACAGCAGGAACAGAGCAGCUCCGCUCCACGGCGAGUCCUACGGUCAGUGAACGCAACGUCAGGGCCGACAAGCAGGGAGAAGAGGAGAGAAGGGAUCCCAAAACGAAAGAUGAUAAAAAAGCAAAACUGGGCUGCCCGCCGCUCGGCCUGGAGUCGCUGAGAGUCGACGACAGCCAGAUGAGAGCCUCGUCCCAGGAGAGGACGGGUCUGGGUCCCCACAGAGGGAGGCUGAACAUCCAGUCGGGGAUUGAAGACGGAGAUCAGUACGACGGAGCCUGGUGCGCUGCGUUCAAGGACCGGCACCAGUGGCUGGAAGUGGACGCCCUUCACCUCACCCUGUUUACUGGAGUCAUCCUGCAGGGCAGGAACUCUAUCUGGAGUUGGGACUGGGUCCAGACCUACAAGGUUCAGCUGAGUAACGACACUGUGGAGUGGCAGACCUGCAUGAACGGGACAGAAGAGGCGAUAUUCGAAGGGAACCAGAACCCGGAGGCUCCUGUUCUUGGGCUCCUUCCUGUUCCCACUGUGGCCCGUUUCAUCCGCAUCAACCCUCAGACCUGGUACUCCAACGGGACCGUCUGCCUCAGGGCCGAGAUACUCGGCUGCCGUGUCCACGAUCCAACAGAUCCGUACCCUGACCAGCAGGAAAGAGGUUCGAGGGAUAAUCUGGACUUCAAACACCAUGACUACAAAGAGAUGAGAAAGCUCAUGAAGUCCGUGACUGAGGAGUGUCCAGACAUCACCCGCAUCUACACCAUCGGCAAGAGCUACACGGGCCUCAAACUCUACGUCAUGGAGAUAUCGGAUAACCCUGGGAAACAUGAACUCGGUGAGCCAGAGUUUCGCUACGUGGCGGGGAUGCAUGGAAACGAGGCACUGGGUCGAGAGCUGGUCCUAAACCUCAUGCAGUAUUUAUGCAAAGAGUACAAAAAGGGCAACCAGCGCGUCGUCCGGCUGGUCACAGAGACGCGGAUCCACCUGCUGCCCUCCAUGAACCCCGACGGACAUGAAGUAGCUUACAAGAAGGGCUCAGAACUGGCCGGCUGGGCCGAAGGACGGUACAGUUACGAAGGAAUCGACAUGAAUCAUAACUUUCCAGACCUCAACAACAUCAUGUGGGAUGCCCAGGAGACUGCAGCUGAUCCAUCUAAAGUGUCCAACCACUACAUCCCCAUCCCAGAGUACUACACGCAGGAAGACGCCAUGGUUGCGCCAGAGACCCGCGCCGUCAUCAGCUGGAUGCAGGAUAUUCCCUUCGUGCUCAGCGCAAACCUCCACGGCGGGGAGCUGGUCGUCACGUAUCCCUUCGACUGCACCCGCGACUGGGCCCCCCAGGAGAACACCCCCACGGCGGACGACGCCUUCUUCCGCUGGCUGGCCACCGUGUACGCCUCCACGCACCUGGUGCUGGCCAACCCGGACCGCCGCAUCUGCCACUACGAAGACUUCCAGAUGCACAACAACAUCAUCAACGGCGGAGCCUGGCACACGGUCCCAGGCAGCAUGAAUGACUUCAGCUACCUGCACACCAACUGCAUGGAGGUGACCGUGGAGCUGUCCUGCGAUAAGUUCCCUCAUGCCAGUGAGCUUCCGGUGGAGUGGGAGAACAACAAGGAGUCUCUUCUAGUUUACAUGGAGCAGGUUCACAGGGGACUUAAAGGCGUCAUCAGAGACAAGAGCACCAAACAAGGAAUAGAAAAUGCUGUGGUCAAGGUGGAAGACCACGACCACGACAUCAGAUCAGCCGCCGACGGGGACUACUGGCGCCUGCUGAACCCCGGCGAGUACAAGGUGGUCGUUUGGGCCGAGGGAUACUUUCCGUCCAUGCGUCGCUGCCACGUCGGCUUGGAGCCUCAUCCGACGAUCUGCGACUUCGUCCUCACCAAAACGCCCGUACAGAGGCUGAAGGAGCUCCGGGCCAAAGGAGAGAAGAUCCCGAGGGACCUCCAGCUGCGGCUCCGCGCUCUCCGGAUGAGGAAGCUCCGUGCCAGCACCAAGGCCAUCAACCGCCGCAGAGAGAGCCAGACGAGGCGGGCGCGCUCCUCAUGAGGACCCGAGAGGAAUCGGAGAGGACGAAGGGCCGAGGAGGACUCUGAAAUUAAAUGGAUUAUUGGUUAAAAAAAUAAAUAAAUAAGUGAAAUUUAA